Cavia porcellus (domestic guinea pig) is the source of this 3168-nucleotide messenger RNA. It is a transcript of the gene Ano9, whose product is annotated as anoctamin 9. Gene Ontology annotation, molecular function: chloride channel activity. The transcript has 26 exons. Gene Ontology annotation, biological process: chloride transmembrane transport. Bases 100 to 2592 code for a protein of 830 amino acids. Lineage: Eukaryota; Metazoa; Chordata; Mammalia; Rodentia; Caviidae. The record is from RefSeq and is a predicted model, not a curated record. Gene Ontology annotation, cellular component: plasma membrane.
CCUGGCAGACACUCUCAGAGGCUGGUGCCAGAACCACAUCAGUCCCAGAGGAAUCCUGUUUGGUGCAGUCAGCAGGCAGCCUGUGCCCAGCAUGCAGGAAUGCUGUCCUUACUGCUUGCCUGCUGCGAAUCUCUUGCCCUCCAAGGCAGAGCUCUGGGCCACCACCCUUCAGCCCAUGGUGUCUACUCAUCAGGUGUAGAGCAAGCUGCCUCAUCACCUGGGCAGAGGCAGGGAAGGACAGGGUGGAAGUGGGCCAGACACAGGGCUGUCCUGGAGCCAGCACCUCUUGUGCAAGUUCAGGGAGUGGACAGGAAAAGAGGUGGACUUGGUACCAGGAAACCACAAACAGAUUCCCAGGAUGAAGAGAGCUUCCAGGUCCUGGUGGGGACAGAAGGGGAGAGCUUCCCGCUGAUGGAGAUUGGAACUUGUGAGGCAGAGCCCUCUGAGCAGUGGGACUUCAUUCUUGUGGCCAAGUACCACACAGAGUUGAGAUUCAAGCAGGUUGAGCGCCAGAAGCAGUUCCUGGAGGAGCUCAAGAGCAAAGGCUUCCAUGUCAAGGUGAGAGAGGACCAGAAACGUGUGUUCUUUGGGAUCCGAGCUGACAACAGGAUCUUUGACUUGUACCGCACCCUCCUCAUGGAGCCAGAGGUUCCUGCCUCGGGCGUGGAGCCAGCAACACCAACUACCACGAGAAUCCGAAUUGUGAACUUCAUCCUAAACAGCAAGACAGCAUCCGGUGACACCUUCGAGGACUUGGUGAAAGAUGGGGUCUUUGAGGACAAGUUCCCCCUACACAGGGGAGAGGAAGACCUGAAGAUGAAGUGGGCCCAGUGGAGAAACAUGUUCCAGGAGCAGCCAAUUGAUGCUAUCAGGGAAUACUUUGGUGAGAAGGUGGCGCUGUACUUUGCCUGGCUCGGCUGGUAUACCUACAUGCUGGUGCCUGCUGCUGUGGUGGGCCUCAUCGUCUUCUUGAGCGGGUUUGCCCUGUUCAACUCCAGCCAGAUCAGCAAGGAGAUCUGUGAGGCCCACGACAUCUUCUUGUGUCCUAUUGGCGACAGCGACAAAUACCAACCGCUCUCAGUUACCUGCGUUUUUGCCAAGCUCACUCACUUCUUUGACAACGAGGGCACUGUGCUGUUUGCCAUCUUCAUGGCUCUGUGGGCCACUGUGUUUCUGGAGAUCUGGAAGCGGCAGCGAGCCCGAGUUGUCCUGCACUGGGACCUGUAUGGGUGGGACGAGGACCAGGAGGAAAUGGCACUCGAGCUCAUUAAUUGCCCCGACUACAAGCUCCGGCGGCACCAGCACUCCUACCUGCGCAGCACCAUUAUCCUGGUUCUGUCUCUGCUCAUGAUCUGCUUCAUGAUUGGCAUGGCACACAUGCUGGUGGUGUACCGAGUACUGGCUGCUGCCCUCUUUAGCAACUUGGCCUGGCCCUUCCUGGGGGUGACCACAGCCAUGGUGGCGAUUGGGGCCGUGGUGCAUUAUGUGACCAUCAUCAUCAUGACCAAGGUCAAUAAGUAUGUGGCCCUGAAGCUUUGUGAUUUUGAGAAGCCCAGGACCUUCUCGGAGCGUGAAAGCAAGUUCACAGUCAAGUUCUUCACGCUGCAGUUCUUCGCCCACUUCUCUUCCCUCAUCUACAUCGCCUUUAUCUUGGGCAGGAUCAAUGGUCACCCUGGGAAGUCCACGCGCCUAGCCGGGCUGUGGAAGCUGGAGGAGUGCCACCUCAGCGGCUGCAUGAUGGACCUGUUUGUGCAGAUGGCUAUCAUCAUGGGCCUGAAGCAAACGCUCAGCAAUUGUGUGGAGUACCUGCGCCCGUGGUUUGCCUAUAAGCAGAAAAUGCUGUGGGCCUGCUGGGCCGGCGACCUCGAGCUCCAGGACUGGCAGCGAAACUAUUGUCUGAACCCAGUAACCAGCUUCACCCUGUUCGACGAGUUCAUGGAGAUGAUGAUCCAGUAUGGCUUCACUACCAUCUUUGUGGCUGCCUUUCCCCUGGCCCCGCUGCUCGCGUUCUUCAGCAACGUGGUGGAAAUCCGCCUGGAUGCCAUCAAGAUGGUGCAGUUGCAGCGGCGGCUGGUGCCUCGCAAGGCCAAAGACAUCGGCACAUGGUUGCAGGUACUGGAGAUCAUCGGCGUGCUGGCGGUCAUUGCAAAUGGGAUGGUUAUUGCCUUCACAUCUGAGUUCAUCCCCCGAAUGAUUUACAAGUACCGUGACAGCCCAUGCCGAAGGGAACCCCCUCAAAAAGUCGACUGCCUCACUGGCUAUGUCAACCAUAGCCUCUCAGUCUUCUUCACAAAGGAUUUCCAGGACCCCAAGAAAAUGCAGGCCUCAGGAAACUUGACAGAAUGCAGGUACCGAGACUACCGAAAUCGUGACCCUAAUGACAAGUACAACUUUACUGAGCAGUUCUGGCUCCUCCUGGCCAUCCGUCUGGCUUUUGUCAUCCUCUUCGAGCACGUUGCUUUAUGCAUCAAGGUCAUUGCUGCAUGGUUUGUUCCUGAUGUCCCCCAGUUGGUGAAAAAUAAGGUUCUGGAGGAGAAGUAUGAUGUGCUGCAGGAAAAGCUAAGGUCCAGCUCCAAGAGCACAGAUGUGUAGGUGGCCAGAAGCAGGCAGAGAAGCACUGGACACCAGGAGCCACCACCACCUGCACAUCCAGUCUUGUUUGUGGCUGUGUGUGCACACAUAUGGAGCAGGGGCCUAAAAGAAGGCUUGUGUUUGUAUGGGCUCCUGGGAGGCUCUUGGAUAUGAGAGUGGUGCUGUCCCUGGAAGGGUCUAUGUACAUGCAGAUGCAAAUGGAGGUGUCCUGGGAGGUCCUUGUCUAUCAUGGGGGUCAUAGGAGUUCUAGGUGUAUGUGGUGCAUCUGUGAGCAGCACCUAUAUGCCUGUGGGCCUGUGCCAUCUCACUUAGGACUCAGCCAUGGUACAGCACCCCGACUUUACCUCUCGAUCACUUUGAUACCCACAGAUUUGGGGGGGGUUACUCAUGCAAUCUCAGGCAGCAAAGUUGGCCCAAGUUUUCCAGGUCUCCUGGACUUUUCACCCCACUCUUGACUCUAUCCCAUCUUGCUGGUGCCACCUACUUCAAGCUCAGCAUUUCAGCUGUCCCCGGAAGGGCCUAGAUCCCCCAACCAAGCAGAACUUUCUGUAAUAAAGUUAAACCUGUUUGCCUUGA